Manduca sexta (tobacco hornworm) is the source of this 708-nucleotide messenger RNA. RefSeq names its product salivary glue protein Sgs-3-like. Bases 1 to 708 code for a protein of 235 amino acids. The record is from RefSeq and is a predicted model, not a curated record. NCBI's taxonomy places the organism in Eukaryota, Metazoa, Arthropoda, Insecta, Lepidoptera, Sphingidae. The transcript has 2 exons.
AUGACGCAGUCGCAACCGCAUGAUAGUGACUCGACACAGUCCAAACCACAAGCUAAAGCUCUGGCGCAGUCAAAAUCGGAAACUGCUUCCCCGGCACAUUCGAAACCACAAGCUAGUGCUUCAACGCAGUCAAAACUGGAUACUAGUUCCCCAGCACAUUCGAAACCAAAGGAUAGUGCUCCGGCGCAGUCAAAAUUGGAUACUGGUUCCCCAGCGCAUUUGAAACCACAGACUACUGCUCCGGCGCAGUCAAAGCUAGAUACUAGUUCCCCAGCACAUUCGAAACCACAGGCUGCUCCAGCACAGUUAAAACCGGAUACUAGUUCCCCAGCGCAUUCGAAACUACAGGGUCCUCUGGCGCAGUCAAAGCCGGAUCCUAGUUCCUCGGCGCAUUUGAAACCGCAGGCUAGCGAUUCGGCGCAGUCAAAACCCGAGAGUAGUUCCCCGGCGCAUUCGAAGCCGCAGACUAGUGAUCCACCGCAGUCACAACCUCAAACUAGCGCACUGGCGCAGGCUAAACCGAAAACUAGUGCCACAGAGCAGGCACAACCACAUGACAGUGCCUCAGCGCAGACGCAAAUGCAGACUGGAACCCCAGUGAAGUCGCAACCUAAGGAUAGUUCUGUGGCUGAGUCACAACAGAGGCUAGUACUUUCGCGCAGUCGCAACCGCACACCAGUACUGCAAGUACAUCGUCCACGGUGGUGA